AAACUGUGCUGAAAGAAAAGCUCAUCCAGACAGUGUGAAGUGACAUGCUCUGGAUUUUAGGAAACUAAAUGCGCACUGGAGGAGGGAGCAGCACUUUAUACUUUCAGAGCUCUUUGGACUUGUUAUUUUGAAUCUCGUCGACGUCUUGCCAAAGAUGACAGAAAAAUCAUGCCACGUUUGAGAGAUGACGCCGUGUGAUGGGCUGAGCAAAUCCUCAUCCUGCUCGUGCGUACUCACAGCUGCUUCCAGACCGAAAAGUUACUGAAGUUGUCUUUCCUUCCAGAUUUUUUAUUAUUAUUAUUAUUAUUAUUAUUAUUUUCAAAUCCUCCGACUCGCUCAGCCCACUCGCCCUGCUGUCCGCCGGCCCGCCCCAGCAUGCUGGACUGACGUCUGAGGAAUGGCAUCGGCCGUGUUUGAAGGCACGUCGCUGGUCAACAUGUUUGUUCGGGACUGCUGGGUCAACGGGAUCCGGAGACUCAUCAUCAGCCAGCGGGGAGAGGAAGAGGAGUUCUUCGAGAUCCGGACGGAGUGGUCCGACAGGAACAUUUUAUACUUGCAUCGGAGUUACGCCGAUCUGGGGCGGCUGUUUAAGAGACUGGUGGAGUCCUUUCCUGAGGACAGAAGAGAGCUGUCCAAGUCUCCGCUGAUAGAAGGGCUGGUAAAAAUCAAAGAGGCCAGCGAUAUUGAGGAGAAAUUGAAUGAGGUGGAACGGCUACUGAAGAACGCCAUCAACAUGCCGUGCAAGUAUUCCAGGUCGGAGGUGAUGUUGACUUUCUUUGAGCGAUCGCCGCUGGACCAGGUGCUGAGGAACGACAAAGUCCACAGAAUCCAGCCGUGCUUCCAGAGUCCAUACAAAAUAUCCGAAAUCAUGCGGUCAAAUGGAUUCUGUCUGGCCAACACAGAGACCAUCGUAUUUGAUCACAGUCUCCCUGAAGAAAAAGAGAGACCCUCCUCCACUGACUCUGUGGAACAUACGUAUGAGGAUGGAACCGAGUUUCUGCCAAUGGAAGCAGACCUGUGUGAGGAGGAAACAGAAGCGUAUGUCACCAACCUUUCCUACUACCAUCUGGUCCCAUUUGAAACUGACAUCCUGGAAUGAACAAGUGAUGCCUGUUGAUGGACAUCUGAUGCUGCCACAGAGGAAUACAUACUCUUAAAGGGAACCUGGCUAUGCAACGCUGCACAUAGCUGCUCCAAGUAAAUGCUGCUCGUCCUGGUAAAUUUCGGGCAGCACCACUUUUUUUGCCACUUUAAGCGACGUCACCAGUGUGCCUCAUUCAGAGCCUUACAAGAGUGUGUGAAGAAGAAACUUGACAGGAUUGUCUGUAUGUCGGCUGCAGAGGGCUUUAAUGUAUUUCACGCAACCUGUGGCAGCAACAGUGAAGCCCCUUUCAGUCCCGGAGCAGAUGCAAACAGCUGGAGAGGUUUCAGAAGAAUUCAUCUAAGAGGAGAAAGGGCCACACAUCAACCUGAACUUGGAGUCACAUUUACAGUAUUGGACCUUUCACUGUUACUGAAAAACAUAGCAGUAUCAACCAGCACUCUGUCUUUUUUAUAUCUCGGUUGUCUCAUCUUUGGCGUUCAUUCUCCGGUUUGCCAGGAGGAACAUCCGCCUGUCGUCUACUCAUUUAAACCUUUUCUUUGUCCACGGUGUCGCCACUCUGGUGUUUUAUUCCUGCGGGAAUACAGGAAGCUGUCACGAAGCUUUGCGUAUGAUGUUUGUUUACGGUGCGAUUUUCACCAGAACUUUUUUUAUUUGUAAAAUACCAGCUUAAAACUUCAGCAUAAAAAUAUGCAAAAAUAAUGAAGCUUUUUAUGCUAAUAGAAUAAACAUACAGUAUACCGUAUAUGCGUGUGUUUUACUUGGUUCUUGGAUUACUGUCAAAUUACAGAAAAUACACAUUAAGACAUCAUUUUGCCACAACUUUCCAAAGUGAGAACUUGAUGCUGCCUUUUUGGAUGUCUGUGAUAUUGUUUAUUAGGUUUUGUCUGAAUUAUAAAUUAUAAUAUGUGUUUGUAAUGUAGCUUGUGUAACGUUGCUUAUUUUAUGUUUAUAAAGAAAAAUGAUUUGAUAUAAUAGAGCGGGGAAACAUUCUUGCCGUUAUGUGGACAACUGGAUCUUCUCACCGCUGUUGUUGCCAUGUGAAGAGUGAUGAAAUAGGGGAAAGAAAUCUUUGUUUUUUGGGUCAACUGAGGUCACAUCUGACCCGUUCGGUAAGAUGACGCGUGUGGGUUCAGUCAGACAGCUGACUGGAGUCUUACUGAAUGUGGGAGUCUGCAGCUCGGCCUGCGACGCGGGAACAAGUCCACUCUUUAUCUCAUAAGAAGACAAACGAUCUUGCUGUACUAAAACUUUCAAUAGGAAAAAACAAGUGUGGGAAAUAAUCAAACACUUCAUUAAAAGUCCUGCCUUUUGAAGGUUUUCUGGGUUACUCUCACUUCUCUCAGUGCCUUGUUUAAACCGUGGAACUCAUCGGAGCACAACAUGUGUUUUGAAUGCAGGUGAAAAGUAAAACAAAAUGUAUAUUUGUGUAGGGCUAACUGAAAGGAAGUCCAUCUGUAUUCAUUGUUUUUAACAGUUUAGUCAAUCAGAAGUCAUUGUGGCCUCACAGCAUGCGUCCACUUUCCUGCCCCCCCUCCAAAUACAAAAGGCAUUGGACCCGAACAAACUUGGCACACGGGGCUUCAACAGGACCAUCCUCCGCAUGAGUCUGUUUAGUAACACAGUCAUGAUCACCAUUCACCCCACGAGAAAGAACAGCCCUUUCUCACGGUGCGAAACUAUUUCACGCUUCUUUUUUGUUUUUCUCUUUUCUCCAAGAAUGACGGCUAGAAUCGAAGGAUAUAAAAGUUACAGUUGGAAAAAGUCCCAGCAUACUUAGUGGUAUCGAUCAAUAUGGUUCAAUAGAAGGACAUUUUGUAUUUAAAUUUGCAUACCAAGGACAAAUGUUCUCUUUUUCAGAGAAGACAUGUUUAUUAAAUGCUGGAUUAGUUCAUAUUUCAAAUGUCUACUAAGACCUCUGUUCUAUCUUAGGACUCUUUGCAGGCUGGAGUAACACAUAAUAAAUAUUCUGCAGUCUCUGCGAUGUUAUGACUAAAAUGACACUCAUGCCAGCGAUUAGAGGAUUCAGUGUGACUGAUAAUAUGGAAAUAAUAUUACACAAAAGAUUUUAUUUAUUUUGUAAACUUCUGCCACACUCUGUGAAGCUAACCAUUUUAGGACUUGUAACUUUUUUAUGUGCUCAUGUGUGAUGUGAGAUUUUUUUGUGUGUGUACGUAUAUCAAAAGGCUUGAAUGAUGAUAAUAUGAGUUAUAACCUUUUGAAAAUAUAGUUCAUGUGGUAACAUGUUUGAUAUUUUUAAAGCUAUUCAGACAGUAUUAGAAACAAAUUAUUAUUCUCAAAGCAAAACAAAUAUGUUUCCAAUAAAAUAAAUGUUCAUCUGG
Molecule: messenger RNA, 3444 nt
Organism: Anarrhichthys ocellatus (wolf-eel)
Lineage: Eukaryota; Metazoa; Chordata; Actinopteri; Perciformes; Anarhichadidae
Gene: pxdc1b
Product: PX domain containing 1b
Exons: 6
Coding region: 398-1099 (233 amino acids)
Molecular function (GO): phosphatidylinositol binding
Source: RefSeq, a predicted model, not a curated record